AUGGCCACUUUCGAGAAGCCGUCGUGGAGUAGCAAGCCCAACGUCGAGUACAAAAGGCAAUACCAGAGACGCAAGACGGCCCUGCUGUAUGGUGCGAGGUUCGAUCUGGCGAUCCGGUUUGCCCACCCCAAGGAGAUCCCGAGAUCGAUUCAUGCUUUGGAGGUCCUGAAGGAGCUUCUGCUAGAGGCCCGGUCCGAGCAACGCGAAGCCCAGCAAGACAUCAUCUACCCAUCAGCCAAUAUCGAGCAUGUCAAGAAAUUCCUGCAGAACCAUGGCCUCCUCAAUCAAGUCUUCACAACCAACUACACUAAAGAGAACAGGCGCCAAGUCAUCGCGAUCCCAAAAGAGCUACUCCAAACAGUCCAGGUUCUCCUUGCACCAGCAAUGUUUGACAUAAGAUACAGCAACGACAUCAUCGGCUUCCCCCAAUCGCAGCAAGUCGUGUACUCUACGGUCCUGGGCCAGCCAAUCUUCGCUGGCUGCAACAGUCUAGACGUUAAUACGGAGUGGGUCCUCCACAACCUCAAUUUCUGGCGAUACCACAUGCUGCGUGAAAGCGAGGCCACGCUCGCCUUUGCUUUCAAAGACCUUGCACACGACGAGCUACCACGAUUUUGGCAGAAGCGCUUGACCCAUGGUGGCGGCGAUAGUCUCGGCAAGCACUGGAAGGGCAGUUAUGCCUAUGUCGGCCGGGAAGACAUUGGUGACAUCCGUGCUGGAGAGGGAGCCGUGACGCCGAUAAUUGAUGAGUUCAAUGGAGACGACAAGUUCGGUACAGGUGCUUUUCAAGAUCUGCAGCUCUCGCUAGUCGAUGAGGAAGCCGUGCUAUGGCCGCCAUCAUUCGAAGAAGCCCUGAACUCUCUGGUGGUUCCGGAGUGCCGCGCCAAGACUCGCGCUCAGAAACGUUCAGCUGCCCCCCACAGUAUCGCUGCCUUCAAGCCACAGAAUUUCCAGUUCAAUGGCGAGGGAUCGGAUAACACGGAGGAGUUCAAUGCUCUGGGCUGGCUGAAUGCUUUGCCGCCGCAGCACGACGUACCAGGCUGGCAACGCAUGACCAUGAUGAAGUACUUCCAGGAUCCAGAUACUGGUCUCAUCGACGAGGCAGCGCUGUGGGCUUACGAGGGCGUGGUGCUACCGGGUGGUCAGAUCAUCGUGGGGAGAUGGUGGUGUGUCGACGAUGGUGUGGGUGAGGACCAGUAUUCCGGACCAUUUGUCCUGUGGUGUGUUGACGGGCCAAGAUAUCCGAAGAACGAGGGUGCACUGAAUGAGGACGAUUUGCCUUGA
Messenger RNA from Recurvomyces mirabilis, 1284 nucleotides. RefSeq lists its product as uncharacterized. NCBI's taxonomy places the organism in Eukaryota, Fungi, Ascomycota, Dothideomycetes, Mycosphaerellales, Teratosphaeriaceae. The coding region runs from base 1 to 1284 and encodes 427 amino acids. The transcript is spliced from 2 exons. The record is from RefSeq and is a predicted model, not a curated record.